Thamnophis sirtalis is the source of this 6770-nucleotide messenger RNA. The record is from RefSeq and is a predicted model, not a curated record. Lineage: Eukaryota; Metazoa; Chordata; Lepidosauria; Squamata; Natricidae.
UAUCAGAUACUGACGGUGGUGAUGGCUUGCAACUCAGAAAGGAACAUGCACUCAAGAUUUUUGCUUAUAUCAAUUCUUGGACACAAAGGCAGUGUCUAUGCUGUUUCAAGGAAUAUAAGCAUUUGGAGAUUUUCAACCAAGUUGUGUGUGCACUUAUAAAUCUAGUGAUUGCUCAAGUACAGGCUCUUCGGGACCAGCUGUGUAAACAUUGCACUAUUAACUUAGGUUCAACAUGGCAAGACGAAAAUAAUGCAUCUGAUGAGCCACUGAAUGUAGAAAAAGAAACUCGUGGAGAAGAAGAGAAUGAAGAUAGACACAAAAGUACAGAAGAAAAAAUAGAUUCUGGGAGAGCUUGUAUCCUGACAGAAGAAGAAUCUGCAGAAGGUUCUGAGGCCUUUAGCAUAUGGAGCACUGAGGAGAAAGAAAAACUCUUGCUUUGUGUUGCAAAAAUCUUUCAGAUCCAGUUUCCUCUGUAUACUGCCUACAAGCAUAAUACACAUCCCACAAUAGAGGAUAUUUCUGCACAAGAAAGCAAUAUAUUAGGGGCAUUCUGUGACAUGAAUGAUGUAGAAGUACCAUUGCACUUGCUUCGCUAUGUUUGCUUAUUUUGUGGAAAAAAUGGCCUAUCCCUCAUGAAGGACUGUUUUGAAUAUGGAACUCCCGAAACUUUGCCAUUUCUCAUAGCACAUGCAUUUAUCACUGUGGUUUCUAAUAUCAGAAUAUGGCUGCACAUCCCUGCUGUCAUGCAACACAUUAUACCUUUUAGGACCUAUGUCAUCAGGUAUUUAUGCAAACUGUCGGACCAGGAGUUAAGACAGAGUGCAGCUCGUAAUAUGGCAGAUUUAAUGUGGAGCACGGUUAAAGAGCCAUUAGAUACUGCCUUGUGUUUUGAUAAAGAGAGUCUUGAUCUUGCUUUUAAGUACUUUAUGUCACCAACCUUAACCAUGAGAUUGGCUGGACUUAGUCAAAUAACAAAUCAACUUCAUACUUUCAAUGAUGUGUGUAAUAAUGAAUCCUUGGUUUCAGAUACAGAAACAUCCAUUGCUAAAGAACUUGCAGAUUGGCUAAUCAACAACAAUGUAGUGGAACAUAUUUUUGGACCAAAUUUGCAUAUUGAGAUCAUUAAACAGUGCCAAGUGAUUCUUAAUUUUCUUGCUGCUGAAGGCCGGCUUAGUACUCCGCAUAUAGACUGCAUAUGGGCUGCAGCACAGUUGAAGCAUUGUAGCCGCUAUAUACAUGACUUGUUUCCUUCAUUGAUCAAGAACCUGGAUCCUGUGCCACUCAGACAUCUUCUUAAUUUAGUUUCCAUUCUCCAUCCAAGUGCACAUACCGAACAGACUUUAUAUUUGGCAUCCAUGCUCAUUAAAGCAUUGUGGAAUAAUGCUCUAGCAGCUAAGGCCCAAUUAUCAAAACAGAGUUCUUUUGCAUCUUUACUUAGUACAAACUUACCCAUGGGAAAUAAAAAAGAGGAAGAAGAGCUUCGAAGAGCAGCUCCAUCACCAUGGUCACCUGCAGCAAGCCCUCAAAGCAGUGACAAUAGCGAUACUCAUCAGAGUGGAGGAAGUGACAUUGAAAUGGAGGAACAACUGAUUAGUAGAAAUAAGCAUGUCCAACAGCGACUUUCCGAUACAGAGGAAUCAAUGCAGGGAAGUUCUGAUGAAACUGCAAAUAGUGGUGAAGAUGGCAGCAGUGGGCCUGGUAGCAGCAGUGGUCACAGUGAUGGAUCAAGCAAUGAGGCAAACUCUAGCCAUGCAAGCCAAUCUGCAGGAAGCCCAGGCAGUGAGGUGCAGUCAGAAGAUAUUGCAGAUAUCGAGGCUCUGAAGGAAGAGGAAGAGGAAGAAGAUGAAGACCAGAGUCACAAUUCCCCCAAAACUAGUCGGAAUGUAGAUUUGCGAAGCCGAAAAAUGGAAUCUCAAUCAGGCAUUUGCUUGGGAGAUGCACAGGAAACAACAGAUAGGAAUGGUGUAAACAAUGGAUCUGGGAAUAGCCAUGUUUUUAAUAGUGAAACUGUUCCAUCAGUGGAUAAUAGAAUUAGAAUGCUAGAUCCCUGUUCACACUCAGAGAAUGCUGAUCAUGACAUAACUGGUGAAAUGAGUACUGCUCAUAUAUCCCAGGGCUCUCAAGAUUCCUGUAUCACACACACAGGGGACUUUCUUGGGGAAGCAAUUGGAAAUGAAUUAUUUAACUGUCGACAAUUUAUUGGGCCACAACACCAUCACCACCACCACCACCACCACCAUCAUCACCACCACCACCACCACCAUCAUCAUGAAGGACACAUGGUUGAUGAUAUGUUAAGUGCUGAUGAUGUCAGUUGUAGCAGCAGUCAAGUCAGUGCAAAAUCGGAGAAAAAUAUGGCAGAUUUUGAUGGGGAAGAAUCAGGAUGUGAAGAAGAGCUGGUACAGAUUAAUUCACAUGCUGAACUAACUUCUCAUCUUCAGCAGCACCUUCCAAAUCUUGCUUCCAUUUAUCAUGAGCAUCUCAGCCAAGGGCCAGCAGUUCAUAAGCACCAGUACAACAGCAACGCAGUGACAGAUAUUAACUUGGAUAAUGUUUGUAAGAAGGGAAAUACCCUUUUGUGGGAUCUGGUCCAGGAUGAAGAUGCAAUACAUCUUUCUGAAGGUUUAAUAAAUGAAGCAGAGAAGCUUUUAUGUUCACUAGUAUGUUGGUUUACGGAUAGACAAAUUCGUAUGAGGUUCAUCGAAGGCUGUCUUGAAAAUUUAGCAAAUAACAGAUCAGUUGUAGUUUCUCUUCGCCUUCUCCCAAAAUUAUUCGGUACAUUUCAACAAUUUGGGAGCAGUUAUGAUACACAUUGGAUUACAAUGUGGGCUGAAAAAGAACUUAAUAUGAUGAAACUUUUCUUUGAUAAUUUGAUACACUACAUUCAAGCAGUCAGAGAAAGACGGCAUAAACACACAUUAUACAGCCACAGCGCAGAGGUUCAGGUGCGUCUUCAGUUUCUGACUUGUGUCUUUUCCACUCUGGGAUCACCAGAUCAUUUCAGGUUGAGUCUGGAACAAGUUGAUGUACUAUGGCACUGCUUAGUUGAAGAUUCUGAAUGUUAUGAUGAUGCUCUACACUGGUUCUUAAAUCAAGUAAGAAGUAAAGAUCAGCAUGCUAUGGGAAUGGAAACCUACAAGCAUCUUUUUUUAGAAAAGAUGCCUCAGCUGAAGCCUGAAACAAUUAGUAUGACUGGAUUAAACUUGUUUCAGCAUUUAUGUAAUUUGGCUCGAUUGGCUACUAGUGCAUAUGAUGGUGGUUCAAACUCAGAGUUGUGUGGUAUGGACCAAUUCUGGGGCAUUGCUUUAAGAGCUCAAACUGGAGAUGUGAGCCGGGCAGCUAUACAGUACAUUAAUUCCUAUUAUAUUAAUGGUAAAACAGGUCUGGAGAAAGAACAGGAAUUUAUUAGCAAGUGCAUGGAAAGCCUAAUGAUAGCAUCUAGUAAUCUAGAACAAGAUUCUCAUUCCAGUCUUACCAUUAUUGAACGAGGACUUCUCAUGCUUAAAACUCAUUUAGAAGCUUUUCGGAGAAGAUUUGCAUACCAUUUGAGACAAUGGCAAAUAGAAGGCACUGGUAUCAGCAGCCAUUUAAAAGCAUUGAGUGAUAAACAAUCACUACCUCUCAGAAUUGUUUGUCAACCAGCUGGACUUCCUGACAAAAUGACCAUUGAAAUGUAUCCAAGUGAUCAGGUGGCAGAUCUAAGAGCUGAGGUUACGCAUUGGUAUGAAAAUUUGCAGAAAGAACAGCUGAAUCAGCAAGCACAUCUGCAAGAAUUUGGUCAAAUCAGUAGAAAAGGAGAUUUUCCAGGGGGUCUCAUGGGGCCUGUAAGAAUGAUUUCUUCUGGACAUGAACUAACAACUGACUAUGAUGAAAAAACUCUUCAUGAAUUGGGGUUUAAAGAUAUGCAGAUGGUCUUUGUGUCCCUGGGCGCUCCAAGGAGAGAGCGAAAAGGGGAAGGAGUUCAGCUUCCAGCAUCUUGCUUGCCAGCACCUCAGAAGGACAACAUCCCAAUGCUCUUACUUCUGCAAGAGCCGCAUCUUACCACCCUGUUUGAUUUGCUAGAAAUGCUUGCCUCCUUUAAGCCUCCACCCGCAGAAGUGGCUAUGGAAGAUAGUGAGAGUGCAAAAUGUGAAGAACUCCACCUUCAUGCAGAAAAUCUUUCAAGGCGAGUUUGGGAGUUGUUAAUGCUACUGCCUACAUGUCCUAAUAUGCUUCAAGCAUUUCAAAAUAUUUCAGAUGAUCAGAGCAAUGAUGGAUUCAGUUGGAAAGAUCUUUUAAGAAUAAAAAGUGCUCAUAAACUUUUGUAUGCCCUUGAAAUAAUCGAAGCGCUUGGAAAACCUAAUAGAAGAAUAAGACGAGAAUCCACGGGAAGUUACAGUGAUCUUUACCCAGAUUCCGAUGAUUCAAGUGAAGAUCAAAUAGAAAAUAGUAAAAACAGUUGGAGUUGCAAGUUUGUGGCUUCUGGAGGGCUUCAGCAGCUCUUGGAGAUAUUUAAUUCUGGAAUUUUAGAACCUAAGGAACAGGAAUCAUGGACAGUUUGGUUAUUAGAUUGUCUGGCUUGCUUGCUGAAGUUGAUAUGCCAGUUUGCUGUGGAUCCUUCAGAUUUGGAUUUAGCUUAUCAUGAUGUUUUUGCCUGGUCUGGAGUAGCAGAGAAUCACAGGAAAAGGACUUGGCCAGGAAAAUCACGGAAAACUGCAGGAGAUCAUACAAAAGGCCUUCACAUACCCCGUUUAACAGAGGUAUUUCUUGUACUUGUCCAGGGAACCAGUUUGAUUCAGCGACUUAUGUGUGUUGCUUAUACAUAUGACAACUUGGCGCCUAGGGUGUUGAAAGCUCAAGCUGAUCAUAGGUCAAGACAUGAAGUUACUCACUAUUCAAUGUGGUUGCUAGUGAGUUGGGCUCACUGUUGUUCAUUAGUAAAAUCCAACCUAGCAGAUAGUGAUAAUUUACAUGAUUGGCUGAAGAAACUUACUCUUCUAAUUCCGGAGACUGCAGUUCGCCAUGAAUCUUGUAAUGGUCUUUAUAAAUUAUCACUGUCAGGGUUGGAUGGUGGAGACUCCAUAAAUAGGUCUUUCCUGCUGCUAGCUGCCUCAACACUGCUUAAAUUUCUUCCUGAUGCCCAGGCACUGAAACCUAUUAAGAUUGAGGAUUAUGAAGAAGAACCCAUUUUACAGCCUGGCUGUAAAGAAUAUUUCUGGUUGCUAUGCAAACUAAUAGAUAAUAUACAUGUAAAAGAUGCUAGUCAGACAACUUUACUUGAUUUAGAUGCCUUAGCAAGACAUUUGGCUGAUUGUAUUCGAAGCAGAGAAAUUCUUGAUCAUCAAGAUGGUAAUACUGAAGAUGAUGGCCUUACAGGUCUCCUACGUUUAGCAACAAGUGUUAUCAAACAUAAACCACCUUUUAAAUUUUCCCGAGAGGGGCAGGAAUUCUUGAGAGAUAUUUUUAACCUUCUGUUCUUAUUGCCAAGUCUAAAAGAUCGACAACAACCAAAAUGCAAGUCACAUUCUUCAAGGGCUGCUGCUUACGACUUACUGGUAGAAAUGGUAAAAGGUUCUGUAGAAAACUACAGGCUCCUCCAUAACUGGGUUAUGGCACAACAUAUGCAGUCUUCUCAUGCACCUUAUAAAUGGGAUUAUUGGCCACAUGAUGAUGUUAGAGCUGAAUGCAGGUUUGUGGGUUUAACCAACCUUGGGGCGACUUGUUACUUGGCAUCGACUAUUCAACAAUUAUAUAUGAUUCCAGAAGCCAGACAAGCCAUUUUUACUGCAAAGUAUUCUGAGGACAUGAAACACAAGACUACUCUUUUAGAACUUCAGAAAAUGUUCACGCAUUUAAUGGAAAGUGAAUGCAAAGCAUAUAAUCCAAGGCCAUUCUGCAAAACCUACACCAUGGAUAAACAGCCACUAAAUACUGGUGAACAAAAGGACAUGACAGAAUUUUUUACAGAUCUUAUAACAAAAAUUGAGGAAAUGUCUCCAGAAUUGAAGAAUACUGUGAAAAGCUUGUUUGGAGGUGUUAUCACAAACAAUGUUGUUUCUCUGGACUGUGAGCAUGUUAGCCAAACUGCUGAAGAAUUCUAUACAGUAAGAUGUCAAGUAGCAGAUAUGAAGAAUAUUUAUGAAUCUCUUGAUGAAGUUACUAUUAAAGAUACCCUAGAAGGUGAUAACAUGUAUACUUGUUCACACUGUGGGAAGAAAGUACGGGCCGAAAAAAGGGCAUGUUUUAAGAAAUUACCUCGAAUCUUAAGCUUUAAUACAAUGAGAUACACUUUUAACAUGGUUACUAUGAUGAAGGAAAAGGUCAACACACACUUCUCAUUUCCUUUACGUUUGGAUAUGACCCCUUAUACUGAAGAUUUUCUCAUGGGAAAAAAUGACAGAAAAGAAGGUUUUAAGGACGAUGGCAGUAGUUCAAAGGAGACCAAGAGUUAUGAGUAUGAUUUGAUAGGUGUAACUGUCCAUACAGGAACUGCUGAUGGGGGGCAUUACUACAGCUUUAUCCGAGAUAUUAUUAAUCCUCAUGCUUACAAAAACAACAAGUGGUAUCUUUUCAAUGAUGCUGAAGUAAAGCCAUUUGAUUCUGCUCAGUUGGCUUCUGAAUGUUUUGGUGGAGAAAUGACAACAAAAACCUAUGACUCUGUCACCGAUAAAUUUAUGGAUUUCUCUUUUGAAAAGACUCACAGUGCAUACAUGCUCUUCUAUAAACGAAUGGAACCAGAAGAAGAAAAUGGUAAAGAUUAUACAUUUGAUGUUUCUUCUGAAUUACUAGAG